AUGCUUACGGAGAGCUUCAUUGCAGCGACAUUCACUGCAAAUAAAGCUGUCGCUCAUGCCAGCGCCACUCUCAAAGAUGUCGGGAUUUUCCUCCACGAGUUUCAACCGCAGAGUGCCUUCCGUCAUGGCUACAAGAAAAGUUCCAGUCAGCGUGGUUGCGUUGCCAUCAGCGACUCGCACAUCUUUGCGGCGCAAGCGGAUAAAGCAGUGAUCAAUGUCUAUAGCAGGGAGCGUGGAAAUCAAGAAGCCACUGUGCCAUUUCCUGAACGACUUCACAGUCUUGCUUUUGCCCAGGGAGCCGCUAUCCUCGCCGUGGGAACUGAAGGAGGAAAGCUGAUCCUCUGGGAGGUCGCCACUGGCAGGGUGACCAACUCUGCCGCUUCCCAUCUGCAAGCAGUCUCAUGUCUCUGCCUCCCUCCCAACAACGAAUAUAUCAUUUCGGGUUCCGCUGACUCAAGUAUUCAUGUCUGGUCUUUGUCAAAGCUUGUGUCCUUCCCGCAACUGACAGACAACUAUGGAAGCGAAGAGCCGCCCAAUACGCCCAUCCGGACCUUUUCCGGGCACAGAGCGCCAAUCACUGCGAUCACCUGCGGCCAUUCGAACAUCAACACAAAUUUCGCCAUAUCAGCAUCGACUGACGGCACCUGCUACGUCUGGCACAUUGAAAAUUGCCAACCCCUUCGAACCCUAUUGCUCCCAUCUAUGGCCGUGUCCAUUACCAUUGAUCCGGCAGAUCGAGUCAUUUAUUUUGGAUGUGAUAACGGUCGAAUUCAAUCCUGGGACAUUUUCGGCCGCUCGAAGGGGAGCCGAACUUCGCUAUCCACCUCUUCAGCCGUGACACCCAUUCAGCUUCCAGCUCAAGACAGCUGGAUUGGCCCCGCUGCAGAAACUGGCGCAGCAACCUGUUUAACAUUGUCUCACGACGGAACUUCUCUCCUUUCCGGACACAGCAAUGGAGCUAUCAUCCGCUGGGACGUUGCCAAACACCGGAUUCUAAAUGAAAUCACAAAUCUCGGCCAACCUGUCACCAACAUCGAGAUGCUUAGACCCAAGGGUCUCCCGGAUCGCAAGAAUUACACCUACACCAUCACGAAUAUCGUCAAACCAGAUCUUGAGUUCGCUUCAUUGACAGACAACGGUGCUUGCGGUGUUCCCGCAAAAUAUAGUCUCCGCGCAAUGAUCACCGUGCCGUGGGCUCCAUCGAAUAGGGAUGAAUUCGGUCAGGCUCUCGCUGGGCCCGGGUUUCCGCAAAGUAUGCUAGACGGCGCUGUACGUGCCCUUACAUUGGGGAAUGGCGUGAGCGGACCCUCUUCUGCGGAUGACACUGAAAAAUGGAACAAUGAAAAACUAGUGGAUGAAAUCUCCAAGUUAAAACGGCAGAUUGCAGUAUUGCAUAGAGUCGAGGAGAAGCGAAUGAAUAGAAAGCUGGCAAGAAUGAAAAAGAGAGAAGAAAUAGGCCUGAAGAAAAGAGAAGCGUAUUUCGAGGCGAAAAAGAAGGGUAAAGAUGGUGAUACAGCCAUGAAGAAAUGGGAAGAGCAAGAGGCCAUGCUCGACGUGGAAAGUGACGAUGAAAAUCCUGAUGGAAUGGAGACCGGCUGA
Molecule: messenger RNA, 1599 nt
Organism: Rhinocladiella mackenziei CBS 650.93
Lineage: Eukaryota; Fungi; Ascomycota; Eurotiomycetes; Chaetothyriales; Herpotrichiellaceae
Exons: 1
Coding region: 1-1599 (532 amino acids)
Biological process (GO): rRNA processing; DNA-templated DNA replication
Cellular component (GO): nuclear pre-replicative complex
Molecular function (GO): protein binding
Source: RefSeq, a predicted model, not a curated record